GGCACGUGCGGGUAUGGAACAUUGCAUGUGCUGAUUGAACAAUACACUACACAUGCUGGGUCGGUGCUGGACAAAGCAAGUUAUUCUAAAAUGAAGCUAGUUAUCCUCGCUGUUGUAUCACUCUGUUUCUCAGAUUUCACUGCAGCAGAGUGCGCAAAAGAUAUGCUGGAGUCGUUAUCUGAAGCCAAGGCUGAGUGCGAUGCAAGAUAUAGACAGGAACACGGUCUCGGCACUAGAAAACCCUCAGAUUUGUUUCACAUCACAAGAUGCUGUAUGCUGAUUUACGGCAAGGCUUGCAUUCCCUUACGGCUCUCAGAAAAAGGAUGCGAUCAGUGGAAUAUUGCGCCUUUAAAAAAGAUGUGGGGCAAGCUAAUAGAGGCUGCAUGUGAACCAUCAGACUGGAACUGCCUUCUUGAAGCAAAGUGCGACGCCCCAGCAAUAUCCGACGCGAACACUGAUUGCUACAAAACAUAUAACCAGGAACACGGCGUCGAUACUCGAAAGCCUAGUGACCCACUUGAACCAAGUGGGGAUGUGGAACUACUCUGCUGUAUGUUAAAAUACAACAAGUAUUGCGUUCCGAAACUCCUAGAAGAAAAAGGGUGCCACCCCGACGCUGUUCUACAUUCUGGUACGGCGAUAGAGACGAGAAUGAAAACAACUUGUUCAUCGUCCAAACCGAAGUGCGUCCCUCCACCACAGUGCAAUGAUAAAACCUUAUCAGACGCCAGGCUCAUUUGCGAGCAAAGAUAUAAGGAAGCACACGAACCAACAGGUCCGAAACGUCGUGUAGAUCUACAACCUAGAGAUCAGAGUCGGGAAGAGAUGCACAAAGAACAUUGCUGUGUAAUGGAAUACAGCAGGGAUUGCGUUCUGGGAUAUCUAAAAGAACACGGAUGCAGUGAUCCAGAUUUUCUUGAGAUUUUUCUCGAGAAUAUACGGACCGAAUGUGGAGCAUCCAAGUGGAACUGUACAGGUAAGCGAUAUUAUGGAAAGCGACGUACUGUAACAACCAGACAGGACCUAGCGAAGAGACCACAGUAUUUUUUCUUCUCUGCGCGACGUAACACGUUUGAGACGGAGCACAACCAGAGCACACGCGACUCAAAGCAGCCUAAGUUUCAUUUUCACGAAGCAACUCACACGAUAUAAACGUGACUGGUAAGCAAAAGAGUAGGAAAAGGGACGAAAAGUGCCAACCAACGUGAGACAGAAAGGAAUCAUGUCAAGCCAAAGUACAGAAGGCGGAUUAGUCGAGUGUGCUCUCUCCCACGUUGUUGCCCCAUUGCGACCAGUGAUUUCCGUCGUGACGGCAUCCGCCAAUCAAGGAAAGGAAAUAUCACAUUAUGAGGUGUCCAACAUGAGGACCCAACCAUUUGGUAAGAAGAGUCACACGUGCCUGUGAUUGGUUCCGAUAUACACUAUAACCUUACCAACGAACUGCUAAAACUGCCUAUUAGCUUCAAAAUUCGUUUCGUUUUACGAAUUUGCCAACCAUCAAAAACUACAUAGUAACUGCCAUUCUGAUGCCUCGAAGUAAAUUUUAUUGGCAGCAUUUUGUAACCCAACCUUGACACCAUGAGGUAUCACACUUAGUGAUAACACUGGAAAAAAUGUGGUCUCGUUUCCGAUCGCGAUUACAGCUACCCUUGGGGCAUGAGCAAAUCUUAAUUGAACAAAAUUGUUAGCUUAACGCAAGGAUUCUGAUCACUCAACAUUCGCCCAGUGUCUCAAGGGUGACUGUUACCGCGCUGGGAACUGGGAACGAAUUUUCUCCUGUGUUACUAUUAAGGUUGAGUGGAGCUUUACAUGAGUCGCGCCAGACGCAACUACAGAAGGCUGUCAUGCGCCUCGUUGAGAAACACAGGUGUCGCUCGCCAUUUUAUUCACUUCCUGUUAAGGUCACUUAGAGCCAAAGUGUCCGCAUGCCCGUACUACGUAUGCUUACGGUAUAUUCGCACGAUUCCUGGCUUUUUAUACGUCAUACUUGGAUCACAAAAUUCGGCAUGGAACCACGAACACGCAACGCGAAAAGUGUAAUUAAGAUGUUUAAGGUGUAUAGGUAGGCAUGUCGCUUCCGCCGCGAAUAUGAUGAUUUGCAGCCAAUCCACUUACCGCUCUUCUCGUGACAUAAACGCAACGGUUCCAAAUGCUGUCGGGUCUAGAAAACGAAUACGAUACAUCCAGUUUGUUCGAAAUGUAGUAGAGGGCGAUGCAGUGAACUUGCUUCUUUUGCGAAGUAUAAAGGGGAAAACGAACCUUACUCAAUUAAAGCAUUUCGUUCCCAGCGCUGUAUCGGGUUUGCGCAACGAAUCAAUAGGCAAAAAUACUAUUUUUUACGCAAAUGCAAAGCACUGCCUUCUAUUUCGAAGCGUAUACGAAUGCAUCUCGAUAUAAUAUUUCGCUUUAUUGCACCAGAGUGCAAAAGAGAAGAUAUGGUUGAGAGAUUUUCUGAGGCUGACGCUGAGUGCGAUGCAAGGUACAGACAGGAACACGGUCUCACUGCCGGAA
Molecule: messenger RNA, 2511 nt
Organism: Ornithodoros turicata
Lineage: Eukaryota; Metazoa; Arthropoda; Arachnida; Ixodida; Argasidae
Exons: 7
Coding region: 91-1152 (353 amino acids)
Source: RefSeq, a predicted model, not a curated record